UAGUGCCACAUUCUGCAUCUGUGUUUACACUGUAUAGUUCCACUAGCGGGUCAUGGAAGGACAGUCAGGUUUACACCACCGUUUCAUGUAUCGUUAUUGUACGAGACGUGCUUUCAUUCUUCCAACAUAUUCAUGAAGAUCUGGAGCCUUUUAUGAUGCGCACCGGUUCCUUGACAUGUUUCUUUAAUUAAAAGAUGGAUUUUAAAUUUUUAAUUCAAAGAUGGAUGGUUUUUUUACAUGGAUUUGAAGGACAUCAUGCUUUUGUCACACAAAUUUCUAAAUAUUCAGAUAUCUUGGAGGUAACUGGAAGAACCACCUGUAAGAAGCGUUUCGCUGGUCUCCGGUCUUGCAUCUCAGCCACAAUGUUCUCCACCUGGAUGCUACAUAUGAGUGUACUUGCUCUGCUUUUCAAAAUCACCAGCGCUGACCAGUGUCAUCUUCGUGAACUCACAUCUGGGAGUGGGUCUCCAGUUAUGGAUUCACUGCAGUGCUACAAUGACUACAUGACCCAUGUUCGAUGCGCAUGGGAGGAGGAAACACAUGUUCAUUUACACACAGCAGGAAAUACAUCGUCACAGGCACUGUACUUCAGGGACAACAAAACUAGGGCAGAAACACUUUGUGUCUCUGAUGGACUCAGUGUGCUUUUAUCCAAUGGGAAGGUCUCUCACAGCUGUCGCUAUGACACCACAAGGUUUUCCAAGUCAACAAGUCACACUCUAUACUUCAAAGUGCCCUGUGUAUCGAAACCCACAACUUUUAGAGUAGUCCAGCAAGGAAAAGUUCUCACCCCGACUGAUUUGACAGAGAAGGUAGAUGGUAGAGGUCAUCUUCUGUCCUGGAGAAACCCAUAUCCACCAUCCUCAAAUAUCACAAGAACACUCGUGUACCAGCUUCAGUAUCGCAGAUAUGGGGAUGACUGGAUUGUUGUGGACAAGAUCAAUGCUACAGAGUAUAUUAUUGAAAAUAAGUCACUGUUGCUGGGCUACAGUUACCAAGCCAGAGUCAGGGCACAUGUUGCUAUUGGACUCUGGAGUGACUGGAGCCCUCUAGUGUCUUGGAGGACACACGAUGAUGGUUUUUUUAACCUGCAGUGUGUGAUAGAGGGAGAAACCAUUGUGACAUGUUCCUGGCAGAUGAAGACAGAGCAUUCUCACUUUAUGUCAUAUCAUCUCUGUGGCCGUGAAAAUGACAACAGUCUAGCCUUUGAAUGUUGUAAUAAUCCUCUGCUGAAGUUCAGUGAUGCUGAGCUUUCAGAGUUUUCCUGUUCUUUAAAGACCUCUGACCCUCACCUGUUAACCGUGGAACUGAGGCCUGUGUACUUCAGUAGGAUAUUCAAAUCUUCAAAAUAUAUUCAACUUCCACGACCCGACCCGGUCAAGGUGGACGUGACAGAUGGCAUUGUCAAACUAACCUGGUCUUUGCCAAAAGUUUCUCAAUAUCUUAAAUUCCAAAUCCAACUACAAAUCUGGACCAACAAGUCUUUAGUGUCUUGUAACCUUACUCAGGGGGACAGCAAGUUUGAGAUUCCCUCUAGCUCUCUAAAUCAUUCAACACGUUACCAGGCCCACAUUAGACUACUGCAUAUACCGGAUGGUCAAUAUGUUGUUCGGCCAUCAGAAUGGUCCCCGCCAACAAUAUUUAUCACCGACCCAGCUUCAUGGUCCAUCACCAAUAUAAUCUAUAUGUUGGUUGUUGUGUUUGUGGCUGUGCUCUUCGCCAUCUUGUAUAAUGCCCUUCCGGCCUGUCACAGAAAGAUAGAGUUAUGGAGGGGAUCGAUUCCAUCACCCAUAAACAGCAGAGUGAUGGAGGAAAUGAUUAAGAAGUCUUCCACUGGAUGGCCAUAUCUUCAGAGUGAGAAAGAGAAAAUCACCAUGUGUGUCCUCCAGGCUACAGACGAUAUCAGUAUCUGCAAAAGCAGUGUCUCUGGGGAGCCACUUCUGUUGCACAGUGAAGACAUGAGUUUAGACACUACCAUUGUCAAAGUGGGAUGGUCAGAUGGAUCAAACCACUUGUGCUCCUACGACAGGGAGGGUAUGUGCCAUGACAAAUCAGGCACGAGCUUCACCGGGCCUUAUAUUCUGUGCUGUGAGGAUGCCAGCCCCCAGGACAAAAUAUUUGACGUGUCCUCUGAAGGAGAUGGCACAUGCGUGCCUGGAAAUCCUGAGAAUUCUGCUCCAAUAAAUGGAGGAUAUGUUAUGACUCCUCCCACCCUCAUGUCUGCAAUUCAAGACUCCGCCCCCUCUAAGAUCUCGACCCAUAACCCUUCAGAUGACCCCCCUGCAUACGCACCUAGUGUAGAUCAAGGUGGUAUGGUCCUCCCUCAUCCAUCUGACUACAUGAUGCCAAUGGGCCAUGGCAAUGGCAUGGGCCAAUCAGAGCUGAGAGAGUAUGUGACGCUGGCACAGUCUGGAACAUAAUGAUAUAUCGGCCUUGAUGGCUUGGCACUUUUAAAAAAGUACUGUAUAUGCUCAAAGCACGUGUUAAUGAGAGGAGCCUAGAAGCCAAAGAGAGCACCAGGGCUUAAAGGGGACAUGAUAUUGAGUAAAAUGAAUGUAGUUAAUUUUGUGUUUGUUGUUGUUGCUUUAUUUAAACUGUCACUUUAAGAGCAUUGUCUAGCUAUGGAUAAACGAUUCAUAUGCUCAUACUGAAGGGGGUGAAAGUUUAAUUGGAUCUUAAAAAUUCAGUAUGAGUUGAGGAAUUAAAGCUAUUAUGCUGUUGUGCUGUGACAGUCAGACCAACAGAUGACAGUGUUGCAAAAUGAAUGUAAAAAGGUCUCACAAGCUACAUACGAACGAACGCAUUAAUUGACAAUGAAUAUCUUUAUAUGCCUCACAUGCAAAAUGUGUUUUAUAUCCAUUAUUAUUUUUAAAUAAUUAUUAUGAUUAUUACAAUUAUUAUUCAAUUUUUUUUUUUAUUAUAAUUCAAAAAUAAAAAAGUUAUUAUUAUGCAUAGAGUGCAUCACAUGUAUAUUGUUCUUUUCAGUUUUGAACCAUAUUCAUAAAAUGAUGGGAAAACUCACUU
Messenger RNA from Myxocyprinus asiaticus (Chinese sucker), 3024 nucleotides. Its product is annotated as interleukin-3 receptor class 2 subunit beta-like. NCBI's taxonomy places the organism in Eukaryota, Metazoa, Chordata, Actinopteri, Cypriniformes, Catostomidae. Gene Ontology annotation, biological process: cytokine-mediated signaling pathway; immunoglobulin mediated immune response. Gene Ontology annotation, molecular function: cytokine receptor activity; protein binding. The record is from RefSeq and is a predicted model, not a curated record. Bases 195 to 2420 code for a protein of 741 amino acids. The transcript has 14 exons. Gene Ontology annotation, cellular component: external side of plasma membrane.